Lampris incognitus (smalleye Pacific opah) is the source of this 3819-nucleotide messenger RNA. It is a transcript of the gene pcdh11, whose product is annotated as protocadherin 11. NCBI's taxonomy places the organism in Eukaryota, Metazoa, Chordata, Actinopteri, Lampriformes, Lampridae. Gene Ontology annotation, molecular function: calcium ion binding. The record is from RefSeq and is a predicted model, not a curated record. Gene Ontology annotation, biological process: homophilic cell-cell adhesion. Gene Ontology annotation, cellular component: plasma membrane.
AUGGACUUUGCAAGUCGGGCUCAUGUGCAGGUGGUGCUACUCACCUGCCUGGUCUUGCUAUGCCGGGCACAGGAGAGGGACUACACGGUGAAGGAGGAACAGCCAGAGAACGUCCGCAUCGGGAACCUGCGCAAGGACCUGGACCUCAACCUGGACACCGGCAUCAAGUUGUCAUCGCCUCUGCAGUUCAAGCCCGUGUACAAGACGGGCGACAUCCCUCUGGUCCGGGUGGAGGCCAACACCGGGGAGAUCUUCACCACCAACCAUCGCAUCGACCGGGAGAAGCUGUGCUCAGGGGUGUUCAACGAGAAACGCUGCUACUACGAGAUCGAGGUGGCCGUGCUGCCCGAUGAAAUCUUCCGGUUGGUCAAGAUCCGCUUUCUGAUUGAGGACGUCAAUGACAAUGCGCCCCUUUUCCAGUCCACGGUCAUAAACAUCUCUAUCCCAGAGAACACAGCCAUCAACACCCGAUACCCGGUGCCCUCGGCGUUUGACCCCGACGUCGGGAUCAAUGGGAUCCAGCAUUAUGAACUGGUCAAGAGUGUCUCCGAGUUCGGCCUUGACAUCAUUGAAACCCCUGAAGGCGACAAGUGGCCCCAGCUCAUUGUUCAGCAGAACCUGGACCGCGAGCAGAAAGACACCUUCGUCAUGAAGAUCAAGGUGGAGGAUGGCGGCAGCCCUCCCAAGUCCAGCACCGCCAUUCUCCAGGUCACCAUUUCUGACGUCAAUGACAAUCGGCCCAUCUUUAAGGACAGCGAGCUGGAGGUCAGCGUACCAGAGAACGCUCCCAUGGGCACGUCGGUUGCUCAGCUCCACGCCACGGAUGCUGACCUAGGCGCUAACGCCCAGAUCCACUUUGCAUUCAGCAACCAAAUCUCUGCCUCCACCAAACGUCAUUUUGCUAUUGACAGUUCCACGGGUCUGAUCACUGUUAAGCAGCCGCUGGACAGGGAGGUAACGCCGGUUCAUAAGCUCAUUGUGUUGGCGAGCGACGGCAGCUCCACUCCGUCCAGAGCCACGGUGAUCGUUAACGUCACAGACGUUAAUGACAACAUGCCCUCUAUAGACACUCGCUACAUAAUCAACCUGGUUAACGGGACUGUUCUGCUGUCUGAGAAUGCGCCCCUCAACACCAAAAUAGCCCUUAUUACGGUCACAGACAAGGAUGCAGAUCUUUACGGCAAAGUGGCGUGCUACACCGACCAUGAUGUCCCAUUUCGGCUGAAGCCGGUCUUUAAUGAACAAUUCUUACUGGAGACGGCAGCCCCGCUAGAUUACGAGACGACGAGGGAAUAUGCAAUUAAGAUAGUGGCCUCGGAUAGAGGCACACCUCCGCUGAACACUUCAGCUAUGGUUUUAAUUAAAAUCAAGGAUGAGAACGACAACGCACCCAUCUUCCCCCAGCCGGAAAUCCAGCUUUCCAUACCAGAGAACAAUGAUCCUUCAACACAGCUGAUAAAAAUCAGCGCCACUGAUGCAGACAGUGGACAUAAUGCUGAGAUUAUUUAUACUCUUGGCCCUGACGCGCCCGACGGCUUUAACAUAGACAGACGGUCAGGAAUCCUCUCAGUCGGUAAGCGGCUGGACAGGGAAAAGCAGGAGACGUACUCUUUCACUGUCAUAGCAAGAGACAAUGGCUCUGUGUCCCUACAGAGCAAUGUCACUGUCAGACUAAUCGUCCAGGACCUCAACGACAACAGGCCAGCCUUCACACACCCCGAGUACAACUUCUACGUGCCCGAGAACCUGCCCCUCUACGGAACGGUGGGCUUGAUCACAGUGACGGAUGCAGAUGCGGGGGACAACGCUGUCGUAACUCUGUCCAUCUUGAACGGGAAAGAUAAUUUUGUUAUCGACCCCCAAACCGGUGUUAUCAAGCCCAAUAUCACUUUUGACAGGGAGCAGCAAAGCUCCUACACGUUUAUGGUGAAAGCAGUCGAUGGAGGGCAACCUCCUAGCACUUCCUACGCCAAGGUCACCAUCAAUGUGGUCGACGUGAAUGACAAUCGCCCCGUGUUUGUCAUACCCUCCUCCAACUACUCCUACGACCUGGUCCAGACCACCGCUACCCCCGGUGCUGUGGUCACCAGGGUGUUUGCAAUUGACAAUGACACAGGUAUGAACGCUGAAUUGCAGUACAGCAUUAUAAGCAGCAUUAUCAUCACCUCCCGGGUCUCCCCAAGGGGUUUGUUUGCCAUAGACAAAACAACAGGUAACAUAACACUGCAGGAGAAGAUACUGACGGCUGAUCAGGGGCUGCACAGGUUAGUGAUCAAGGUCAAAGACCUCGGCCAGCCAGAGUCAUUACAUGCCAUUGCUCUCAUUCACCUCUUUGUAAAUGACACUGUUUCAAAUGCCACCUUUGUUCAAGAGCAGCUGCGAAAGAGCAUGGAAACACCCUUGGACCGUAACAUAGGGGACAGUGAGGUAACACCUCAAGCCAAUGGAUAUGUGAUUGUUGUCAUAGCUAUCAUAGCAGGGACCAUGACUGUCAUCCUGGUGAUAUUUGUGACAGCCCUGGUGCGCUGUCGGCAGACACCCAGACACAAAGUUGUACAGAAGGGCAAGCAGAGUGGCGAGUGGGUGUCACCCAACCAGGAAAACCGUCAGAUCAAAAAGAAGAAGAAGAAAAAGAAGCGCUCCCCUAAGAGUCUACUCCUGAACUUUGUGACCAUAGACGAAUCCAAGCCUGACGACCCGACCCAUGAGCACAUUAAUGGCACAUUGGACCUCCCCGUGGAGCUGGAGGAACAGACCAUGGGGAAGUAUAACUGGGCCACGACGCCCACCACCUUCAAACCCGACAGCCCAGACUUAGCCAAGCAUUACAAGUCAGCAUCCCCUCAGCCCACCUUUCAAAUCAAACCAGAGACCCCGGUGGCCCCAAAGAAACACCACGUGAUCCAAGAACUCCCCUUGGACAACACAUUCGUUGUGGGCUGUGACUCACUCUCCAAGUGCUCCUCAACUAGCUCCGACCCGUACAGUGUCUCAGAGUGCAGCUGUCAGGGGGGAUUCAAGACUGCGGGGCAAAUCACCACCCGACAGAACCUGGGCCAGACACCUGAGAAGACUUUCAACUCGCCACCCCUCAUUUGUCCCCAUAAGGAGGCCUGUCAGCUUGGUAAAAUAACUUCUGGAAAUACCCAGCGCCGUGUGACGUUCCACCUGCCGGAUGGCUCCCAGGAGAGCUGCAGCGACAGUGGACUGGGAGACCAGGAGCCCAGCAGCACGGCCAGCACCACCCAGCCCCUCCCCCUCGGCUUUCCCCAGGAGGAGUACUACGAGCAGACGUCCCCCAACAGCCGCACCGAGGGAGAUGGAAACUCAGACCCCGAAUCCACCAUCGAGGUGAACCUGCAGAAAGCCCUAGCUGAGGCCUCCGAGACCUGCACCCAGGAGUGUCUGAUCCUGGGCCAUUCAGACAGCUGCUGGAUGCCCCCAGCUCUGGCCCAGUUCCAAUCUCAGGACAGCCACAGCCCCACGUCUGUCCCCACCACCGCCGCCGCCGUGAACAUCACAGCUGGUACCCUGCCCUCCUUCGGCUUCCAGCAGAGCUGGGCCCGGGGAGACAAAGGCAACAUGAGCAGCAUGGGGGUAAUGGAUGGCCGCCACACCCUUGGCAGAUCCGUGCCCAAAAAAGACGAACUGGACAAAGGGAUCAACCGGCCGCAGUUCUACAACACCCUGGACAGACACUGCGGUAGUAAGAAAGAGGACCCCGUCAAAGUCAUUCCCCUGGCGAGCUUCUCCUCACCCGGGCAGCAAACGUCCAGCAACGGGGGCAGCGCCUCCUUCUUACACGAGCAUCAGUUGUAA